AAAUAGAUUGAGGAGGCAAGAGGAGAAAAAAAGAGAACAUACACUAUAUCGCUAUCCCUCACUGACACACCUCCUUUCCCAGUCUCCGCAUCCUCGCGGCCGCCACCCGCCACUCACUAGAACCAUGUUCCGGCAAGCAUCGCGCAUCUUUGCUCGGCCCAUCAAUCAACAGCCAAAGAUGAUGGGUCGAGCCUUCUCGACGGAUGUACCAGCCACACCCACCGUCGAUUCAACCUUCGUAGAAUCAUGGAAGAAGGUGAUACCGAACAUGGAACCGCCCAAAACUCCGUCAGCCUUUAUGAACCCUCGCCCGCCUACUCCAUCAACCAUUCCAUCUAAGCUCACUGUCAAUUUUGUGCUUCCCUAUGCAUCUGAGCUCUCCACCAAGGAGGUUGACAUGGUCAUUGUACCUGCAACAACUGGACAAAUGGGUGUUUUGCCAGGGCACGUACCCACAAUUGCAGAAUUGAAGCCCGGGGUCUUAUCAGUGCAUGAAGGAAACAAUGUUACCAAAUAUUUUGUUAGCAGUGGAUUUACAUUUAUCCAUGCAAACUCUGUUGCUGAUAUAAUUGCUAUCGAGGCUGUGCCAGUUGACCAAAUUGAUCCAAGCUUAGUUCAAAAGGGGCUAGCAGAGUUCACUCAGAAGCUCAGCUCAGCUACGACUGACUUGGAGAAAGCUGAGGCUCAGAUUGGUGUUGAUGUUCACAGUGCUCUCAACUCUGCUCUCACAGGCUAAUCGUCCUCUGCAUAUUGCCUCCAGUAUUUUUUUUUUUUCACUGUGCCUUUUUUGUGCUUCAUUGGCUAUUUACUCUUUUUUCUUCAAAAUCUUAAACUGCAUGAGCCUAUCAUCUCUUUGCCUGAUUCUCAGAAAGGUAAAUAAAGUCUUCAGAAACAAGAAGCUCAAGUCCAA
Molecule: messenger RNA, 910 nt
Organism: Hevea brasiliensis (rubber tree)
Lineage: Eukaryota; Viridiplantae; Streptophyta; Magnoliopsida; Malpighiales; Euphorbiaceae
Product: ATP synthase subunit delta', mitochondrial
Exons: 2
Coding region: 125-736 (203 amino acids)
Biological process (GO): proton motive force-driven ATP synthesis
Molecular function (GO): proton-transporting ATP synthase activity, rotational mechanism
Source: RefSeq, a predicted model, not a curated record